Molecule: messenger RNA, 1287 nt
Organism: Xiphias gladius (swordfish)
Lineage: Eukaryota; Metazoa; Chordata; Actinopteri; Istiophoriformes; Xiphiidae
Product: prostaglandin reductase 1-like
Exons: 9
Coding region: 156-1145 (329 amino acids)
Biological process (GO): prostaglandin metabolic process
Cellular component (GO): cytoplasm
Molecular function (GO): 15-oxoprostaglandin 13-reductase [NAD(P)+] activity; 2-alkenal reductase [NAD(P)H] activity
Source: RefSeq, a predicted model, not a curated record
GAUUUAAUGAUCGGGGCCGGUUUCCCGCCCACGCCUCUGUCAUGCUCUCAGCAGCCCACCGCUCCCCGAGCCUAUGUUCACUGAGUUAAAACCCUCUGCCAUCUUUUGUGGGGAGCAACAACUGUGAGGAAGCUGUUAUUCUCAAAUACCCAGUCAUGGUCCAAGCCAAGACAUGGAUCCUGGUCAAGCACUUUGACGGCUUCCCAAAGCAAAGCAACUUUGAGCUCAAGGUGGAAGAGCUUCCUGAACCCAAAGAUGGGGAGGUGCUUUUGGAGGCAGUGUUUCUCAGUGUCGACCCGUACAUGAGGCCGUUCAGUAGGAUUCGCAUGAAGGAAGGCAAUGUGAUGAUUGGAACUCAACUGGCCAAAGUGAUCCAAAGUAAUAACCCAGCAUUUCCAGUGGGGAGCCAUGUUGUUGGCCGUUGUGGCUGGAGAACCCACACAGUCUGUGAUGGGACGGACCUCGUUGCCAUCAUGCCUGACUGGCCUCAAGAUGUCUCGUUGUCGCUUGCUCUGGGUAUCAUCGGCAUGCCAGGACUUACGGCACUGUAUGGGAUUGAGGAGGUUUUGGGAGUCCAGAAAGGUGAGACCCUGCUGGUAAAUGCUGCAGCAGGGGCUGUUGGCUCCGUGGUUGGCCAGAUUGCCAAGAUCAAGGGCUGUAAAGUGGUUGGUUCAGCAGGGUCUGAUGCGAAGGUGGCCUUCCUGAAAGAGCUGGGCUUCGACGAGGCCUUCAACUACAAGACUGUUGGUUCCUUGGAGGAGGCACUGAAGCAGGCUUCUCCGGAGGGAUACGACUGCUUCUUUGAAAAUGUGGGGGGCCCUUUUUCAACUGUUGCCUUGCAACAGAUGAAGAACUUUGGAAGAAUUGCAGUAUGUGGAAGUAUUUCUGUGUACAAUGACACCACACCUCAGACAGGCCCAUACCCCCAUCUCACCAUGAUUUUCAAGCAGCUUAAGAUGGAGGGCUUCAUGCAUAGCAAGUGGGAGCAUAAGCACCCCGAAUCCCUCAAGAGACUAAUGGGAUGGCUGAAGGAGGGCAAACUGCACAGUCGAGAGCACAUCACAAAAGGCUUUGAAAAUAUGCCGGCUGCUUUUAUGGGGCUGCUGCGGGGAGAUAACAUCGGCAAGGCUAUCAUCGCAGUCUGACGUGGAGCACAGGAUCAAUAGAGACAGAACAGUAUUACCAAUAUCUGACACAUUAUUAAAGAAUUCAUAUAUGCAGGACUGAUAGACACAUACAACUAACCAUAUACUGUAUUUUCAUAUUAACAUGUAGUUGUCAAAAUAA